Molecule: messenger RNA, 318 nt
Organism: Spirometra erinaceieuropaei
Lineage: Eukaryota; Metazoa; Platyhelminthes; Cestoda; Diphyllobothriidea; Diphyllobothriidae
Source: the annotation of a GenBank genome assembly
AUGUACAUCGUUGCACUCAGUGAGGCCCGGUUACCCGAACAGGACCAACUGGAGGAGGUGGGUGCCGGCUACACCUUCUUCUGGAGCGGUUGUCCUAGGGCAGAGCGACGUGACACGGGCGUCGCCUUUGACAUCCGGAACGACAUCGUGGGACGAUUGCCCUAUCUGCCGCAGGGUAUCCACGAUCGCCUAAUGAGCCUCUGCCUUCCUCUUCGGAGAUCCAACUUUGUCACCAUCGUCACCGUCUACGCUCCCACCCCGAUGACCAGCCAUGACGCUGCAAGGGACAAAUUCUACGGGACCUGCACGACCUCCUGA